This is a messenger RNA of Penicillium daleae, 1530 nucleotides long. RefSeq lists its product as uncharacterized. Gene Ontology annotation, molecular function: acetyltransferase activity. The record is from RefSeq and is a predicted model, not a curated record. The coding region runs from base 1 to 1530 and encodes 509 amino acids. NCBI's taxonomy places the organism in Eukaryota, Fungi, Ascomycota, Eurotiomycetes, Eurotiales, Aspergillaceae. The transcript has a single exon. Gene Ontology annotation, biological process: mycotoxin biosynthetic process.
AUGGCAAUUCCGGCAGACGACCGCUUCGAAUGGAAGCUGACCAAGCCCGGGCGAUGGGAACGAGACACUGACGAGGUUGAAGAAUUCUACACCUCGCUGGCAAAGGCUUAUGAAGGGACAGGAAGAGUCUUCUUUGCCAUGACCGGGUUCAUUUCGUUUUCUGUUCCAGUACCGCCAGGCACCAACUCCCUCGAAACAGAGAAACGAGUUCAGCAGGCGCUGAAAAAUGCCUGGAUUCGUCUUCGUUUCGACCACCCGACCAUUGCCUCUAAGGUUCAAUAUGACCCGGCCCAGCAAAAGUACAAGAAGACGUACGAGACCUUCACCGAUAGCACGUCCCAGCGUCAAUGGCUGGAUGAUACGUUCUGUGUCGUAUCAGAGAGAAUGUCGGGGCUUGACUGGUGUAACUUGGAUCCCCCAGUACCUGCUCUACCGACGCUGUUCCUCGUCAAACCCCCAGCAUUGAAUGACCAGGUCUUUCGCGCUGAUCUUGUCCUCCGUGCGCGUCACGACAUCAUUGACGGCAUGGGUACCUUGCUUCUCUUUAACAAUAUUUUCUCUCUUGCUGCCGCUGCAUACGAGCAAACCGACUAUGAAUUACCUCAAUUUGGCGAGGAGUGGUCAAACCUUAGCCCUCCCCUCAAGGUAGCAGCCGGGAUACCGGCUGCCCUCUCGCCAGAGCAUGAGCAACAGAUGCGCGGAAUUCUUGAACACAACGCUUCAUUAAAGGAAGGCAUUCAAACAGCAAGCCCACCAUUCCAGCGACAAAUCGCCCUCCCUGGAAAACACCAACGUGUUGCAGUUACUUUAUCUGAGGAUAAAACAGCGACACUGUUGGAGAAAUGUCGCAGUCUCAGGCUCAGUGUUACACAUGCAUACCAUGCCGCAAUUGCGCUGGCUGUUAGGGACCUCCAGGAACGCAAGGAAAGCAAGCGCAUGGUACGAUACAUCAGCUACUGCCUGGUCAACGAGCGCCAUCGCUGCAAGCCCCCGUACAGCACAGCAAUUCAUCCCGCAUCAGUGUAUCACUCCGUCUCCGGUCGACGUUUUACCGUCGACCUCACUGUCCCCGAAUUAGGGAGCUCCAACGCUACUCCAACCGACGAAGAAGAAUUCCUCCCCAUUGCUGAACAUAUUCGCGACUACUAUCUGGAUGUUCGCGACAAUAAAGAUUAUAUGAAGUUCAUUCCAGCCUUCUGGGCGAUGUCCAUCUUCCCGUAUCCUGGGCCCGAUCCUCCCGCAAUUCCAGCACGGAAUGAGACUCCUUCGGCGUCCAUUUCCAGUAUGGGCGUGCUGGACAAGGUAAUUCGCCAUAAUUACGGAAGUUUCAGCGUCGACAAUCCUUGGGUUACCGGUGAGGAGCUAGGAACUGGACUUGGGAUGUUCCUGGAUACAUGGAAAGGAAGGUUGACUCUCAGUGCAGCGUACAAUGAUGCCUGGCAUGGAAAGGAGGAAGUCUUGGAUGUUUUGAAUCGGUGCAAUGAUAUUGCAUUUCAAGGACUUGGCAUUAGAGAGGCAACAUCAUUCUAG